Messenger RNA from Closterium sp. NIES-67, 375 nucleotides. Lineage: Eukaryota; Viridiplantae; Streptophyta; Zygnematophyceae; Desmidiales; Closteriaceae. The record is from the annotation of a GenBank genome assembly.
AGGUAAAAAAUGGGAUGAGAGAUGUAGAGAGAGAGAGAGAGAGAGAGAGAGAGAGAGAGAGAGAGAGAGAGAGAGAGAGGAGAGAGAGAGAGAGAGAGAGAGAGAGAGAGAGAGAGAGAGAGAGAGAGAGAGAGAGAGAGAGAGAGAUAGCGUGCAAGAGAGAGAGAGAGAGAGAGAGAGAGAGAGAGAGAGAGAGAGAGAGAGAGAGAGAGAGAUAGCGUGCAAGAGAGAGAGAGAGAGAGAGAGAGAGAGAGAGAGAGAGAGAGAGAGAGAGAGAGAGAGAGAGAGAGAGAGAGAGAGAGAGAGAGAGAGAGGGAGAGAGAGAGAGAGAGAGUGAGAGAGAGAAACAGAGAUCAAGAAAGAGGGAGCAUAAUA